This is a messenger RNA of Suillus plorans, 393 nucleotides long. RefSeq lists its product as uncharacterized. Lineage: Eukaryota; Fungi; Basidiomycota; Agaricomycetes; Boletales; Suillaceae. The record is from RefSeq and is a predicted model, not a curated record. The transcript has a single exon. The coding region runs from base 118 to 321 and encodes 67 amino acids.
GGCCCAUUCUGACCUGGGCACGUACUAUGUUCUGCUGAAAGUUCUUGACUGGACCAGCAACAAUUCGCCCCUCUUUCAACUUUUGCAUUCCUCAUCAGAAACUAUAUUUUGGAAGUUAUGGAUGCUCGCCCAAAGACGAUAUACCUCCCAGACACUAUGGUUGACUGGCCCUGGCCUCGUACCAUCAAUCCUCAUUACGAAGAUAUGAAAGCUGAAGUCGAUGCUUCAUUCCGUGAUUUCAAGGCUCUGAGUCCUAAAUUACAAAAAGCAUUCGACAAAUGCGAUUUUGGUUCGACCUAUGCCACGAGCCCUGGAUUCUGACGAUGAUUAACACAUUUUUAAUAGCCCGCCUGGCAGCAUUGGGUUAUCCCAACGCACCGAGAGGUCCGUACU